ACAUGUUUUGCGUUUAAUUUUAGAUUUCAUCAUGGGGGACAUGAAAACCCCGGACUUUGAUGACCUUUUGGCUGCUUUUGACAUCCCAGACCCGACUAGCCUUGAUGCCAAGGAGACCAUUCAGUCAACUGGUGAGGACAAUGAAAAUCACCUGAAGCCAUCUGGAAUAUGUAUAGAUGAAAAUGUGUCCUUGUCCCACUCAGUGCCAGCUCCUGAUACGCCUGUUGUGAGUGUUAUUGUGAAAAACACAAGUCGUCAGGAGUCCUUUGAAGCAGAAAAGGAGGGGAAUCACCUUGGACCUGGUCUGUUACACAAUGGAUUCCGUGCAUCUGAUUUGCCCUCAGAGCCUCACAAUUUAGUGCACCAUUAUGGGAAAUUUGAUUCGGCCUUUAUCAAUGGUGAUAACUCAAGAAACUACCCAGAAAAACUGGACCAAUCAAAGUCAGAGCCUUUACCAACAUUCAGUCAGUUCAGCCCUAUCUCUAGUCCAGAACCGGAGGACUCAUUCAAAGAGAACAAUAUUAGCGAUAAACCAAAACAUGCCCAAACUCUAUAUUUCCCAGCACCUCAAAUGUAUAUUCCAACUGGGGCUUCUGCUCUAGAUCAUCUUCGGACGUUACCAGAGCCAGAGUUAAGUAUGUUUGAUCAAUAUUGCAAAAAGGAACAAAAGAUGGAAAUUCACUGCCACCAAGAAAGUCGGCUGGAUAUGAACAGAAGAGAACAGGAGAAAACAACAGAGAAGUUUGUAGAGUCCAGUAAAGAUCUGGUGGAUACCAACAGCUUCCUUGGAGAAGGUUUGACAUUUGGAAAUCUCCACAACAAUAACUUGGGGGAAAGCAAAGUGUCUAUACCUGAUGUGAACAUCUCUUCUUCAGUCCCGCCUCGCCAGCGUCUAAAGCCAACCCACUCCAAGUUGUCCUCUUGUGUUGCUGCAUUAGUAGCUCUGCAGGCCAAAAAAGUUGCAUGUAUCCCAAAAGACGAUCAAGCAAGUCUUACAAAAGAACCUUCUGGUUCUUUUAAAGAUGGUAUUAAGGGCAGUCCCAAAAUGCCCAAGUCACCAAAGAGUCCAAGAAGCCCCCUUGAGGUGGUGAGAAAGACCAACAAGCAGCCUGAAAGUCCUCGGAGCGUGUGCAGUGAUAGCAGUGGAAAAGGCUCUCCUUCCAUGGCAGCUGGCUCUCCGCCAGCCAUUCCCAAAGUUAGGAUAAAGACUAUUAAGACAUCCUCUGGUGAAAUUAAAAGAACUGUUACUCGGAUUUUGCCAGAAAGUGAUGAUCUGGGCAAAUCUUCUGAAGAAUCACCUGCAGAAAGCUUAGCUACUGAAGAAUUUAUUAAAUCCUUUCCUUCACCUGAUACCAGUGCUGUUAUAGAAAAUGAGGCAAACAAGACUUCCACAAAAAAUGGAGCCACUGUGACUAUUCAGGUGUCAAAUGUAGCAAGCCCCCUGGUUGAUGGCAUGAAAGUAGAUAUUGCCGCAAACAGCACAUCCACUGCAUCUUUGUCUCCCGUGUCCAACUGUAGCAGUGGUGCCAUAAAAAUAGGUGCUAUCAGUCAGCAGCCCGGUAAGAGGCAACAGCAGGGCAUUGCAAUACAGCCAUCUAACUCGACCACUUCCAGCCUUCUUCCCAAGGCGAUACAUUUGGCAAAUCUCAAUUUAGUCCCACACAGCGUUGCUGCUUCCGUUGCAGCAAAAUCAUCUGUGCAAAGACGAAACCAGCCUCAGCUAACGCAAAUGACAGUGCCACUGGUUCAUCAAGUAAAGAAAGCUGCUCCUGUAAUUGUGGAGGCAUUUAAUAAAGUACUACAUAGUGCCAAUCCUGUGCCAAUAUAUACUCCAAACCUCAGCCCACCAUCUGACAGCAGUAUUCAUUUACCUACAUCUGGGUAUUGUUGCCUAGAAUGUGGGGAUUCAUUUGCCUUAGAGAAAAGCCUAACUCAACAUUAUAGUAGGCGAAGUGUCCACAUUGAAGUAAUGUGCACUCAGUGUUCAACGGUGCUGCUCUUCUUUAAUAAGUGUAGUUUGCUUAAACAUGCAAGAGAUCACAAGAGUAAAGGGUUUAUCAUGCAGUGUUCUCAGCUGUUAAUGAAACCAAUUUCCAUAGACCAAAUGUUUUCACCCUCUCCUACAAGCUCUUCAGUGUGUUUGGCUCCUCAAACUUUGCACUUGUCGUCUUCUUCAUGUAAAUCCAGUGCUACAUUGGGAAGUGGUAUGGGAACAUCUACCAACGUUCAACCAGCCAUGCCUCUCUAUACGGACCCAUUGCGGCUAAUCCGUCAGGGACUGAAGUGUCUCGAAUGUAACAAGCAGGCACCAGAUUAUGUUGCUUUAGCAGCACAUUACCAGAGAACUUCAGAAGAUAAUGAGGGACUGACAUGUCAAGUGUGCCAGAUGAUGCUGCCUAACCAGUGCAGUUACUGUGCUCAUCAGAGAAUCCAUGCUCACAAGUCCCCUUACUGCUGCCCAGAGUGUGGGGCAGUGUGCCGAUCAGCCUAUUUCCAAACCCACGUCAAGGAGAACUGCCUCCAUUACUCUCGCAAAGUUGGAUUCAGGUGUAUCCACUGUGGAGUUGUCUUCACAACGCUUGCAAUGCUGAAAGUGCACAUUCAUGAGAAACACUGCGAAGUCUUCCACAAGUGUUCUUUUUGUCCAAUGGCCUUCAAGUCUGCAGACACCACUGCUGCUCACAUCACUAGCCAGCACCCAACAGAGUCUCACAAGACUACUCAGGUGAUCUACAAAUGCUCAUGUGAGACUGUUUUCAACAAGAAACGAUUGCUGCAGGAGCACUUCCAGCAGAAUGCCAACAAACUGUUGGUGGGAGUAUUUAAGUGUCCACAGUGUCAGUUGGUGUAUAUGCAGAAACAGCAGUUAAUGCAGCAUGUCAAGAGUGUUCAUGGAGUCCCCCAAAAUCCCGAGGAGCUCUCUAACCUUCGACAGAAAUCUGAGACAACAUCAAGCAACCAAGUUCGUACACCACCAAAGGAACAGACAAUAGCCAAUGGUACUUCCCAUGCCUCCUUGCCAAGGAAGGACACAAGAAGGCAACACAACCCAGAAUCAAAGCCCAAGUUGAGAAAAACUGGUUGGACUUGUAGGGAAUGUUCACAGUGGAUCCCUGAUCGGGAAGCCUAUGUGUCCCAUAUGAAGAAAAGCCAUGGAAAGUCUAUGAAGAGAUAUCCCUGUCGGCAGUGCGAGAGUUCAUUCAAUGCCUCCAACAGUCUGCGCAAGCACAUUCGCAAUAAUCAUGAUACAGCAAAGAAAGUUUACACGUGCUGGUACUGCACAGAUGAAAAUCAAACAUUUCCUCAGCCAUUCAUGCUGGAAAAUCACAUCAGCCUCAUGCAUGGCAUUAAAAAUCCAGACCUAUCCCAGAUGUCCAAAGCAAAAGCUCCAGAGAGAAACUCAACAGAAGCAAAAUCUCCAAAGAGAAUGUCUGCAGGUGAACUGGGGCAGAUGGAAACCACCGCAAGAUCUGACGCUCCACCAGCCAAAAAACUGAAGGCACACUGGAAAUGUGCUAAAUGUGGAUUUGCAACAGACACCAAUACUGAAUUUCAGGAACACAUACCUCAGCACAAGACAGACAGCUCCACUUACCAGUGCUUGCUCUGUGGCUUGUGUUAUACAUCUAGCAUCUCUCUGAACAGACACCUCUUCAUUGUUCAUAAAGUAAAAGACCCAGAGGAGGAGGAGGAAGAGGAGGAGGAGGAGGAGGAAGAGGAGGAGGAGCAGCAGCAAGAGGAGGAGGAGGAGGAAAGAGAGAAGUUAGAUAUAGAGAUGAAUGAGAAUGGACAUGAAGAGUAUAAUGGUGAGAUGAACACUACAGUGGAGGAAGAACAUAGUUUGAAAUGCAAAGUGUGUGAGACUGAAUCAACACUUUGUGGACACAGUCAGCUGUGUGGCACGGAGGAUCCCAAUAGCAGUUCUCAGAACAAUCAUUCAGAGUCUCUUAAGAUUUAAAAGGACAGUUUUUAUGUGGAAUGUUGGGUGGGAAUAGGGCAAAUCUUUGAAAUAUCCUGUUGAUUUCUUGGGAUGGACUGUGCUUUCCAUUAACUUUUAUUUGUAAGGGAAAUAAUAAUAAAAAAAAAACUGCCUCCACCUCCAUAGCACUAAAUCUCUGCCAGAUCAGAGAAGUGAAAAGGGAAAGCAGGGCAAGGAUCCCCUACUGGAACUUGUCCAACUCUUAAGGAUCAAGGAGCACUUUCUGCAACCUGUUUCCUUUCCUCAAUCAAGCUCUCUUCCAUUGAGUGUGCACUGCCUCAGCCUGACCUCCCUUAGCCUUGCCUUUCUUUUUUCUUUUAAUUUCCUUCCAGUAUUUAUGAUUUAAAGUCCUCUUCCAUUUUAUAAUGUGAUCCAAACAACCAUACAUCAAGCAGAUUAACCCAUCAGGACUGUACAAUUUUGUGCUAAAGCCACCUCCAUCAUGCAGCAGAUGUGAGCUGGAGGUUUUCCUUAGCCUGCAUUGUGCUGGUUGAUUUUUCCCUAGAGGUAUUCUUGUAUCCCUGCAAAUGUGACUAAACUGGUGUUUUCUAAAUUGAAAUCAGCCUGGACAAGAUUUUGUGCCACCAGGAUCAAUUAAAAAAAAUUAAUAGAAAUAUUCCUAAUUCCUUUAAAUAUUUUAAAUGAUCUGAGCUGAAGGUCACACAUCACAAAUUGACAAAGGCCUUGUCUAUUCUGGGGAUUUGCUGUUUUUUCAGAGUCUUUGGUGGUCAAGCAUCAGUUUAGUUGCAUUGCAACAAACCCUACUGAAGACUGGUAGAGCCAAAAUAAGCUGUAUCUGUCACCUGUGUAGUUUACCCCCGCUCCAAACCAGGAUGAAGUUGCACAAGUACGUACUGCAGCAUAUGAUACAUUUGCCUUUCUGCAUUGCGGUUACUUAUGAGUACACGACUAGCCCCCAGUGACUGAAAUCCACAGAAUAGACAAAUGGAACCUGCCCGUGGCUGUAUCAGCUGGAGUGGACUCGACUAUACGCUUCCAAUCCUGUCAACUAAAAUCUCUCUGUAACAAAAAUGUACUUAAUCUACUUUUGUUUGUUAGCUCCCUAUUUAGGAAGCAGAUACUGCAGUUAUAGUGAGACCGGUCUAUCUGAUGACACCAUGUUGUGUGGCCCCAUUCUUCUAUGCAUAACCUAGCAAACUCGAUCUCCCGCAACUGCUAGCAGCGGCAACUUGUGUGGCAUAGAGAGUUCUACAUGUUUGAUCAGGCAAGGAAGAGCGGUUCCCACAGCGGUGCUGGUAUAUUUGAGAGACCACCGUACUGUAAUGCUUCAGAUUGCUCUAGCUCCUUUGAUAGUAGAUCUCCCACCUUUACUCAAUUUUAUAAAUUACUUUGGAGACUUUUUAUUUCCAUGUAGUCAUAUUGACUCUUCCCCUUCCCCCCUUCCACACAGUUUCCUCAUGCAUUCUCUUCACUUGCUUUGUGUAAUGUAAUUACUUCUAUACAGUUUUUAUGUUGAGCCAGAAUCUUGCUCGUUAUUGUUUACUAUGACAAUGUUUAAAUAAUUUAAAAACUAUUUAUCUUAUUGCAUUUGAAUUGCUCACUUUCUUGUCUCAAUGUGUUUUGAUACAAACAGUUUGGACUCUUUGUAUUUUUUGAUACUGUGUACUUUAGCCUAGGGAAUGUUUUACAAGGUAGCCGAUGUAGAGUACCAAUAGCAGGGGUCACUCCCAAGCCAUCACAUAUCUAUUUAAUCUGCAGUGGCAUUUGUGCCUUGCUAUAAUGUUUACUUCAAAAUAUUUCAAAUAAAAGCAUCCAACAAUGCA
This is a messenger RNA of Gavialis gangeticus (Gharial), 5763 nucleotides long. It is a transcript of the gene ZNF592, whose product is annotated as zinc finger protein 592. The transcript has 9 exons. The coding region runs from base 32 to 3958 and encodes 1308 amino acids. The record is from RefSeq and is a predicted model, not a curated record. Lineage: Eukaryota; Metazoa; Chordata; Crocodylia; Gavialidae.